CUAAACAUUGAAACAACUCUUUCUCCGUAUUUUUAUUUUCUCGGGGUUUUUUCAUUUCUUUUCGUUUUCGCACUCUUCCAGAACUCUCUCUUCAUACAACCGCCCUUGAACUAGAAAAAUCAAAAACACUCCUCGAAGAAUAACUUCCUUAACUCAGCAAAAAUGGCGACUGUUAUGCAGAAAAUCAAAGAUAUCGAAGAUGAGAUGGCAAGGACCCAGAAGAAUAAGGCUACUGCCAAUCAUCUUGGACUGUUGAAGGCUAAACUUGCUAAGCUACGGAGGGAUCUUUUGACACCCACCUCGAAAGGAGGUGGGGGUGCUGGUGAAGGCUUUGACGUAACAAAAAGUGGAGAUGCACGAGUUGGGUUGGUUGGCUUUCCAUCGGUUGGGAAAUCAACAUUACUAAAUAAGUUGACUGGGACUUUCUCUGAGGUUGCUUCUUAUGAGUUUACUACAUUGACUUGCAUUCCUGGAGUGAUAAUGUACAGAGGAGCUAAGAUUCAGCUGUUGGACCUACCAGGUAUCAUUGAGGGUGCCAAGGAUGGAAAAGGUAGAGGAAGGCAGGUCAUCAGUACUGCAAGGACGUGCAAUUGCAUAUUAAUUGUUCUUGAUGCAAUAAAGCCAAUAACUCACAAGCGUCUUAUAGAAAAGGAGCUUGAAGGCUUUGGCAUUAGGUUGAACAAGGAACCCCCCAAUUUAAGUUUCCGAAAGAAAGAAAAGGGUGGUAUUAAUUUGACCUCAACAGUUGCCAACACACAUUUGGAUCUAGAUACAGUGAAGGCAAUAUGCAGUGAAUAUAGGAUUCACAAUGCUGAUAUCACUCUUAGAUUUGAUGCAACUGCAGACGAUCUCAUUGAUGUUAUUGAGGGAAGUAGAGUUUAUAUGCCGUGCAUAUAUGUCAUAAACAAAAUUGAUCAGAUCACUCUUGAAGAGUUGGAAAUUCUGGAUAAACUUCCUCAUUACUGCCCAAUCAGUGCUCAUCUAGAAUGGAACCUUGAUGGUUUGCUGGAGAAGGUCUGGGAGUACCUGAACCUUACUCGUAUAUACACAAAACCAAAGGGUUUGAAUCCAGAUUAUAAUGACCCUGUCAUCCUUUCAUCUCGGAGGAGAACUGUGGAAGAUUUCUGUGAACGAAUUCACAAGGAUAUGGUUAAACAAUUCAAGAAUGCUCUUGUCUGGGGAUCUAGUGUGAAGCACAAGCCUCAAAGAGUUGGCAAGGAACAUGAACUCGAGGAUGAAGACGUGGUUCAAAUCAUCAAAAAGAUCUAACUGAGCCUGACAUGCAUAAUUUAAAAGAAUUGACAACCAGCAUAAUUCCGGAGAAAUUUUUGUUAGGGAAUAUUGUGGCAAAAGGUACAAAGGUCAUGUUAUUGAUGCGUACUUCAGUUCUUUUCUGUGAUGGAGGAUUUGGCUAGCUUGUACGUUGUGUUUUCUACAGACAAAGCAGAGUGUUUCAGAAUGAGCAUGUUGAUAGGAGUGUUGUUAAACCUGAUGUUGGUAGCAGAUAUAAUGUCAUAGGGGUAUGGCUUAUGCUACUAGAGUUCAUUGAAAAUAUGAUUUUACUAUCUUUACGUAGCGUUCCUGGAUAUUGUAUGGGGUGAAAUGUUUUAUUGUAUUUUCAGUGACUGCAUAGUCUAUUGUAUUGUCAAACUGAAUGGUAUCCGUAUCCCAGGUAUAGAUUGAGGAUUGAGAAUUUGAGACCGGUGAAUAAACUCCAAACAUAAGUCAAUACAAGUUAGAUUGUGCCUACUUAGAAUGAAUGUGAAUAAACUAAUACAAGUUAGAUUAUGACCUA
Molecule: messenger RNA, 1795 nt
Organism: Chenopodium quinoa (quinoa)
Lineage: Eukaryota; Viridiplantae; Streptophyta; Magnoliopsida; Caryophyllales; Amaranthaceae
Product: developmentally-regulated G-protein 3
Exons: 10
Coding region: 163-1269 (368 amino acids)
Biological process (GO): cytoplasmic translation
Cellular component (GO): cytoplasm
Molecular function (GO): GTP binding; GTPase activity
Source: RefSeq, a predicted model, not a curated record